CGAAUACUCCCAUCAAAGAAGAAUUCAAGAUGAUGGCGAUUUUGCCAGCUACCUGGGACAUGUAUGACAUGCUGCAGGCUGUCAUACAGGCCCCGACCUAUCACCUGAUAUUUGAGGCGUUAUUGAUCAUCCUGAUUGUCAAACUGGUCUUCUCAAAGGCCUAUGCCCCUGACAAGACAAUUCUCACAGAGAAGGAGAAGAAUGAGUUGAUAGAAGAAUGGAAGCCGGAGCCACUGGUUCCUGACACACCAGAUGACCAUCCUCUACUGCAGGCCAUGGAAAACAACAUCAUCACAGGGCGACCCGACAAAGUGAUGACAAUUAAUGGAAAAUCUGUGAUCAACAUGGCAUCCCUGAACUUCCUGGGACUGCUUGGGGAUGAGACAAUUGAGGCUGCAGCUCUCAAAGCCCUUGGUAUAUAUGGAGUAGGCUCCUGUGGUCCACGGGGAUUUUAUGGGACCAUGGAUGUUCACCUCGAAUUGGAGGAACGGCUAGCUAAGUUUAUGGGGGCGGAGGAGGCCAUCUUGUAUUCGUAUGGGUUUGCAACCAUAGCCAGCGCUAUCCCUGCAUACUCCAAAAGGGGAGACGUCAUCUUUGUGGAUGAGGGAGUGUGUUUUGCCAUCCAAAAGGGCCUUGUAGCUUCUCGCAGUGUCAUCAAAUACUUCAAACACAACGACAUGGCAGACCUGGAGAGAUUGUGCCUUGAACAACAGAAGGAAGAUAAAAGGCUACCAAAGAAAGCGAAGGUGACUCGACGGUUCUUGGUUGUGGAAGGCCUAUAUGCCAAACAUGGCGAUAUCUGUCCACUACCCGAACUUAUUGCACUUAAGUGGAAAUACAAGCUCCGUAUCUUCGUGGAGGAGAGCUUCUCAUUUGGUGUUCUAGGAGAGAAUGGCCGUGGUGUUACCGAACACUUUGGUAUCAGUCAAGACGAGGUGGACCUGAUAGCAAUGUGCCUUGAAAAUGCAGUUGGUGGGGCCGGGGGCUUCUGCUGCGGCAAGAAAUACAUUGUCGACCAUCAGAGAUUAUCUGGGUUGGGUUACUGUUUCUCAGCGUCUUUGCCCCCCAUGUUGGCCUCCGGGGCGAUACAGGCCCUCAACAUCAUCGAGAGUAAACCAGAAAUGUUUUCCCAUCUUAAACACAACUGUGAGAGAAUACAUGCAGCAUUGUCCAAGAUAGAAGGUAUGCGUGUCAUGGGCGACCCGAUUGCCCCCAUCAAGCAUUUCAGCCUGGCCGAGCCGAGUGAUGAUAGAUCCAUUGAGAAUAGAACCAUAGAGAAAAUCGCCAAGGAGGCUAUGGAUCGAGGUCUGGCACUCACCCCGGCCCGAUAUUUGGAGCGUGAAGAACACAUACUACCACCACCCAGUAUUCGAGUGGCAGUGAACAUCAAGUUGACGGAUGAUGAGAUUGACAAGUGUAUGACCAUCAUUUCCCAAUCCUGUCAUGCGGUUCUUGGCAAGAGUUCAUGACGAAAUAAGGUACAAGAUAUUGAGGACUCAACAGUAAAACUUUAGCCAUGGAAAAGGGCAACAUAUGCAUGGCAGAAGAAAACUCUCCCAGAGAAUAUGGCUUCUCACAUUAAGUCUAGAUAACAAGUGUUCUAUUAUAGUAUGCAACCUAUUAAAUUAUAUCAAAUGCAAACAAUCUGUACUGUGUUUUCAAUUAUUGUUAUAUGACUUUAUUUAAUAUAUCAUUUGUCAAAAUACUGUCUUGAACAAACUAUAUUGUCAUUAAUUAUUGAUUGUAUCAUUAUUAGAAUUGUAGAAUUUAUUUAAGGAAUGAAUUGUGUUAUACUGUGUGCAUAUCCCCAAUAAUUACAUCAAUCAAGCAAUUCAUUACUUAUAUUUACACCAUUAAUUUAUCAUAUCUUUCAAGACUUGUUAAAAAAGACUUGAUUUCAUUUAUGAAAACCGAACAGUAAUUCUUUCUCACCCAUUCAGUAAAUAGAAUGACCGACUGUAACUGGAAAAAAUUUAAACACUUCAUACUUGAUAUGUUAGAAAACUUAAAAUUGAAAGGCUAAAGUCAACAAUACAUUUCACAAAUCAUAAAUUGACAUUUCAACGUGUUUUGUAGCCUGCUGACACAAUACUAAUAAUAACAUGAUAAACUUUUUUUAAUCUAUAAUGCGAGAUGAUUUGCAAUCCAAAAAUAUCUGAAGAUGUUCAUCAGAAACUAUUUCCAAUUGCCGAAAGGUUGUUCAUUUAAGGAAUGAAAGUUAUGGUGUGAAUAUUAUGUUUUGGUUCUUAUUGUAUUAAUUAGAUCGCAUUGAACUCGGGAUAUUUUAAAAAUUAUUUAUGUGUUGUUACGUUGAUACAGUGAACAUUGGAUACAAUGAACAAUUAUAUUGGCAAGCCCACUUGAUCAAGAUGCUGAAUUUAGUGUAAACUUUUGGUAUUAUUUGCUCCCAUGGUUUCAUUUCAUCUACACUGUGGUAUGUUACCAUGGCAAAGUUGUUGAUCUCAUGUGUUUGUGAACAAUUACAAAAAGAGUACUGUAAAGUUUCUGUAGUAUAGUAUAUGUAUUUCAAUAUUUUAUAUGCAUUUCUGUGCAAGAUUAGUCAGUCCAUUUCCUUGUUCAGCAAGAAUUGCAAUUGCAAGAAUGACAAAAAUAAAAAGGAUAUAUUAAUUUUGGACACUAGAGCCAUAUUCCAUUAUUUUUCAGAGUUCAUUCUGUGGAAGCAGUCUGUGAUAAACAAUGUCUAACUGUGUCUUAUUUAUCUUCUCUUGGCAUUUUAUUACAUUUUGGUUGUCAGCUUUUGCAAAAUUGAUGUUGUAAGUAAAGACUGUGUUAUAAAUUUUAAUUUGUUAACUAAAUGUAAUUGAAAACUCUACACAAUAGCAUGUACAAUGGUAGAUGAAAUGAAUAUUACUGAUUGUUAUGCCCCAAACAAAAAUGGGUUUGCUUAAAAAAAAAACUAGAAAAAUAAAUCAUGCCUUAUUUCACAGAUGUUAUAGUCCUUAUUUCUAUAUAGGGCAUUCAGGGAGCAUACUUCUGUCCAAGUGAUACUCUUGAUAUAUCGAGAAUUUGGUGUGUUGGGGGUAUUAAUCAUUUUCAGUGAUAGCUCUAGUUUUGUCAGUCAGACAAGGUGUAUAAAGAAAUGGAAGUACUUUUGGGAAACAAACGUAAUCCCCUGGUUUUGACCUGUUUUUAUUGUAUUUGCAUAGUGUUAUGUUUUGUAUAUUGAAAUGCAAUGUUUUAUCAGUACUGAAAAUUAUAUUUUGAAAUAUUUUCUCAAAUUUGCGCUAGAGAUCACCUGUACUCAUUUAUCUAUUUUCAAAAUAAUAGUAUAAAACUACCGGUAGUAUAUUUCUGUUAGUGGAACAAUAAAAUUGCUAUUUCAAAUUCAACUGCUUUUAUCAAAAGUAAUUUGACAGUUGUUAGUUGUAUCAAGUGAACUGGCGUCAGAAAGUUAGGUCUAGGUAAAUUCCAAUUCUUUCAAAUAUAUCAUUUGCCAGACAUUAAAGUUAAUGUAGAUAAAGCUUAUCAUCGAAGUUCCAUAACUCUUACUUUAGUCGACCAUGGAUUUUGGCUUUUUUAACUAUGACACUAACACAUUAAAAUGAAUUUCUGGGAGUUGUUUCAAUCUUUGUCAAAUGUAGUCGCAAAUUAAAAUAUUGUUUUGCUAUUUUGUUACAUAACAGUUACAUAAAUGAGUAUAUUGGACUUAAGCUACGGUAGUACAUGUGUUAAAAAUAAACACAAAUUUGAGGGGGGGAAAUCAAUGUUUUGUCAUUUGAGACGAGUAUACAUAUUUAAGAUUAUUGAAGGUACGACUAAAAUCUUUUAUUGAAACAGGGUCCUGGUACAAAUAUGGUUUUCUUUUUUAAAACGGACUGAUAAGCCUUGUGAAAGUAUCACCAGACCAUGCUAUCUGCAACAAUGUGUUUGUAGAAGCUACAGGUGAUCCUUAGCAAAUGAAGAACAAGAUGAUGUAUGCAUGUGAAGCAUGUUUGUGUAUCCACAUGUUUUAUUUAUUUAUGAGAGUGUAUUCAAACGGUUUGUGGAUGUUACUAAUUGUGUGUGUUUUUUAUUCUUUUUCUACUGAAUGAAUGUAUGAAUUAUUUCAUGAUAAUAAAAAAUAAAAGUAAACAAGU
Molecule: messenger RNA, 4097 nt
Organism: Mya arenaria
Lineage: Eukaryota; Metazoa; Mollusca; Bivalvia; Myida; Myidae
Product: serine palmitoyltransferase 1-like
Exons: 15
Coding region: 30-1469 (479 amino acids)
Biological process (GO): sphingosine biosynthetic process; ceramide biosynthetic process
Cellular component (GO): endoplasmic reticulum
Molecular function (GO): serine C-palmitoyltransferase activity; pyridoxal phosphate binding
Source: RefSeq, a predicted model, not a curated record